Messenger RNA from Penaeus indicus, 2587 nucleotides. Its product is annotated as dnaJ homolog subfamily B member 9-like. Gene Ontology annotation, molecular function: protein-N-terminal asparagine amidohydrolase activity; protein-folding chaperone binding; misfolded protein binding. Gene Ontology annotation, cellular component: endoplasmic reticulum; nucleus. Lineage: Eukaryota; Metazoa; Arthropoda; Malacostraca; Decapoda; Penaeidae. Bases 395 to 1339 code for a protein of 314 amino acids. The record is from RefSeq and is a predicted model, not a curated record. The transcript has 2 exons.
AGAACAAACAGAUGAGAAAUCCUAAAAAAAAAUAGAACGAAAUAGAGCAAGAAACCGAACGAUCCCAAAGCACCCCGUCCAGAAAGCAUCGAUCAGCGGCCGAGGGAGAGAGUCAGCAAGAACACGUCAACCUUAUCGCCUUCAUUUCCCUUCAUUCUCCUUCGCCGGCCAGUCGUCGUGGAGAAAGUGGUGAAGAAGAAGAAGAAGAAAAAAGAAAAGAAGGUGGAAGAGCCAAAAAAAAGGAGAAUAAUUAACAAGAGAAAGGGAGGAAGGAAGACAAUUGAACAAGAAUUUCAGUGUGAUCGGCUGGUGGAAGUCUUGCCCUAGGCAAGCCAAUCCGCGCAGAGGAUAGAUGGAAUAGUGUUUGGACCAGUAAAGAGUAAAGUAGGCAGAUAUGGUUAUAGUAGUUGAAGGGCAUCCCUUGACUAAGACCAUAACGUCGACUGAAGAGUUGUAUAAAUGCUAUCCAGGGCUUGUAGAGAAGGGCUUCAGUUUUGCCCAGCAGGCAGAAGUGCAGGUUCCCUCCCACUUCACAUUAUUUGUUGCUCAGGGGGAAUAUGGAGUUGUGCCUGCCAAAGACACAAAAGUGAAAAUUGUGGGGUCAGAUGAUGCCACUACCUGUCAUGUGGUAGUGAUCAGGCACCCUUCGGGUACCACGGCUGUGGCACACUUUGAUGGUCGGAAGAAUGAGGAGGAUGCCCUUAAAGCAAUAGUAGAAAAGAUACACAGAAUAGAAGAUGAUGCAAGUGACUUGGAGCUGUUUGUUGUAGGAGGUUACCAGCCUGAGGAAGGAAGCAGAGAGGCAAAAAGGAAUGAAUCUGAGUUGUUAUCACUUAAGAUCCUCCGGAUGUUUAGCCAUCACAAAUGCACAUUUAACCUUUCUUUGUGGUGCACAGGAAGACUCAACACCAGAACUGGGAUGGAUGGCCCCAUGCCUAUUGCAUAUGGUGUUGGAGUAGAUAUGUCAAAUGGACUCAUUUUCCCUGCACACUUUACCUCACAUGAACCUAAUUUACCACUGAGAUCUGCAUCUCGUUGGGUUUCUGAAGGAAUGUUGUGUGAUUUGUACGACCACAAAAAUGGAACAAUUUGUAUUGAGCCUUUCUAUUAUAAAGAUAUGGAAACUUUUUCCUACUAUGUUAACCUGCCAGACAAGGUCUUGUUGAAGAACUUUUCAACAUCUCCAAGAGUUGAGCCUCCCCGGUUUUGUGAUGAGUUACGAAAAGUGUUUCAAGUGUUUGUUGAUCAUCCAGAUCCACACAACACCCUUUUUCCAGAUAACCAGGGUAAAAUUUAUGGUAUGAAUGCUGAGGGACAUUGGGAACAAUUGCAAUAUUGAUGAUGACUGAUUUAUUAAGCUUAAGGUUAUUAUUAUUUUUUUUUCCCAAGAUUGUUAUGUAUCCUUGUGGAUUAUUAUUAGUAUGAACAGAUAGAACUUAUUAGAGGCUUGAAGCAACUCGCAUUUUCCUCAUUUAUCAGUGUUUGAUUCUUUCUUUUCUGUUUUCUACCUCAGUUUUCUGUCAAUAUUAGAAUGAAGUGUUACCAGUUUCAUUUUAGAUUCUCCUCUUCACUUACUUACCUUGAGAAUAUUUUGAUAUUUAAGUUGAGGAAUCAGAGAUCAAAUCUGUAAGGACUAAAUAUUUUGAAUGUGAAAGGGAGUAUUUAGAGUUGAUCCAAGUAAUGUGGUUUGAUUUUUAAAAUGUGAUAGAUAAUGCAAGAAUCAAACAUGUUUAAUUGACUUUUGAUUAAAUACGUAACUGUGAUCUCAUGUGUUUUAGUAUGAAAGCUUUUGUUGAUUUAUGCUUUUAUUUACAAACACAAAAUUGCUAUUUGUGGUCCAGAACAUUUUCAGAUUGAAACAGAAUUUACAGGAUUGCAAUUUGGGAAUCCUUAGACUGCAGAGCUUGCUGUGACAAUACUGUAUAUUAUUCUUUUGAGAGAGUCUAAUGUUUCUACCAUCCACAUUAUUAAAGAAGCUUUCCAUUUUCUGGAGGUGUUUUAUGUUUUGGUCUUCCUAGCAGAAGAAAUUCCAUAUUUAACUCAGCCUUGUGAUGAUAAUCAAUAUUACGCUUGUAUUCUAGGUAAUUUCCUUGCAUACAUAUAUAAACUGUGUUUUAUGAUAUGUAUUUGUCCAUUAUUUUGAUGUAGAAAAGGUUUCAUUGCAAUAGAUUUUUUUAAUUUUUAUUUUGCUAGUAGUUGUAUAAAAUAGGUUUAUGAAAUAGGUUCAAGAUAACAGGUAACCAGUGGAUGAGAAUUGUUGCCUUGGAUUGGUUUCAGUAAUCAAACCUUGUGAAUUAACAAGUGCAUCUGCACCUUGACAUAUGUGUAGGGAAUGUACUAGUAACAAGUUUUAUUAAAAGUUCAUUAAGAAAUUUCCCUUAAAUCAAUUUUGACUGAAUCUAGAUAUUAUAUCCAUGGAUGUGGCAUUUGUACUAGUUUUUACAUCACCUUUUAUAUAUGAUCUCACUGGUCAAAGAUGUUAUAAAGUUUUAAUCAGUGGCAGCAGUUGUGAUGAAAAUUUACCAGUAUUACAAUAGCUAUCACAAUACCAAUGAAUAAAUUGAAUAAAGUAAUUGUUUCUACGAAA